Molecule: messenger RNA, 1227 nt
Organism: Acanthosepion pharaonis
Lineage: Eukaryota; Metazoa; Mollusca; Cephalopoda; Sepiida; Sepiidae
Source: the annotation of a GenBank genome assembly
AUGGUUCAUGCAUCUCUGCGGAAAUUGGUAUUACUUUUUCUUCUUCUGAUCACGUCUUCCUUCUUUUAUUAUUACUCUUUCUAUGUUUUUAUUCUUGUACUCUUUACAUUGUUUGUUCUUUUGUUUUAUUUUGUAUUUUUUUCUGUUCUUUUUUCCCUUUAUUCUUCUCUGUUUAUUAUUCUUCAUAUUCUUAUUAUUAUUCAAUUUUUAAUCUUUAUAUUCUCCUUCUUCCUUGUAUUCAUUUUUCUUUCCUUUGUAUUUUCUUCUAUUUUGUGUUCUUUGUAUUUUCUUUUCUUUUUUUCUUUUCCCUUCGUUUAUUCCUAUUAUAGUUGUAUUCUUAUCAUUCUUCAUAUAAGAAUUCUUAUUUUCAUUCCUAUUCUUAUUCUUUUUAUUGUUUUGCUUUUUGUAUUCUUUUUCGUUCUCUUUUUUUCUACUAUUUUGUGUUCUUUUUUCUUUUCAUUUUUCUUUUUUUAUUACUUUCUUUCCGUUAUUCCUUGGAUUCAUGCCACCAUUCUUCAUAUUUUCAUUAGCAUUCAAUUUUUAAUCUUCUUCUUUGUAUUUUCCUCUAUUUCAUGUCCUUUUUUUUCUAUUUUAUUCUUCUUUGUAGUUUCUGUUUUUUGUACUCUUACUAUCUUUUUUGUAUUCUUUUCAUUACUGGAUUUUCUUCUAUUUUAUAUUUUUCUAUUUUUUUUUCUUCUUUUACUCUUUCAUAUGUAUAAUUGUUCGUAUUCUUAUUACUAUUUUUGUUUUCUUCUAUUUUUCUAUUUUCCUUCUUUUAUUCUUUCAUUUAUAUUAUUCUUUGUAUUCUUAUUAAUUGUUUUCUUCUUUUCCCUUCUUUUAUUUUUUCAUCCAUAUUAUUCUUUGUAUUUUUAUUACUAUUCUUGUUUUCUUCUAUUUUUCUGUUUUUUUCUUUUAUUCUUUCAUUUUAUUUUAUGUUCUUCUAUUCAUUUUUCUUUCAUUCAUUCUUUUUUAUUAUUGCUUGUAUUCUUAUUUUCAUUCCUAUUCUUGUUCUCUAUAUAUUUCUUCUGCUUCCUUCUAUUCAUUUUGUUUGUAUUCUUUUAUUUGUCUUUUGCAUUUUCUUCUAUUUCAUAUUCUUUUUUUAUUCUUUUUCCUUCUUAUUCUUUCCUUCCUAUUAUUGCUCAUAUUAUCAUUAUCAAUCUUAUUCUUUGCAUUUUUCUUCAUCUUAUUAUUCAUACGUUUCUUCCUACUACAACAACAAUAAAUUAA